Fragaria vesca subsp. vesca is the source of this 1840-nucleotide messenger RNA. RefSeq lists its product as uncharacterized. Lineage: Eukaryota; Viridiplantae; Streptophyta; Magnoliopsida; Rosales; Rosaceae. Bases 338 to 1189 code for a protein of 283 amino acids. Gene Ontology annotation, molecular function: RNA binding. The transcript is spliced from 6 exons. The record is from RefSeq and is a predicted model, not a curated record.
CCCUUUCCACCCUCAACAGUAAUGAUUUUCUCGUUACGGGUAUCAUCCUUGUUGAGGAAUCUGAGGAGUUGUCCUAAAAAGAGAGAGUUAUUAUCAUCAUUAGUAUACCCUUUGAAAAACAAAACAGAGUCAUAGAAGCAGAAGAGGAAGAGGAAGAAGAAGAAUCACAGCUCUGCACGAGUGUGUUUCUUUUCAUUUUGAUGUGAUAUCCUCAAUCUGCAUAAGAAAAAAAAAACCCAGAAAAAGUUGCCAAGUUUUGUUCUUUCUUAUUCUCUCUGUUUUUGGGGUUCUGGGUUUUCUGUCUUUGCUUUGCUUUGUUGGGACAGACUUGUGUUUUAUGUUAAUGUCUCAAGCAAGGCAAUUUCAGAUGAUGGGAGGUAACAAUAACAUUCCAGGCCAUCAGUACAAUGACACAACUUUUACCAAAAUCUUUGUUGGGGGUUUGGCUUGGGAGACUCAGAGGGAGACUAUGAGGAGGUACUUUGAGCAGUUUGGAGAGAUCUUGGAGGCUGUUGUUAUUACAGAUAAAAACACCGGAAGAUCCAAAGGCUAUGGAUUUGUCACAUUUAAGGAUCCAGAGGCAGCCAUGAGGGCUUGUCAGAAUCCAUCUCCUGUUAUUGAUGGAAGAAGAGCAAACUGCAAUCUUGCUUCUCUUGGUGCACAGAAAACUCGUCCACCAACUGCUCAACAUGGUUUAGGAAGGUUUAGACCAGCACCUGGUUUAGUAGCUCCACCUGCUUAUCAUGGUUCUUCAUCCACAUACUUCCAUCAACCGACUGGUCAAUACGCAUUUCCUUAUUCAGCAUAUGGGUACUCUGGAUAUUCACAAGAUUCCAUAUAUCCCAUGAACUAUUAUAGUGUUUAUGGUGGUCAACAAUUCUCACCUUACUACACCACCACAACAGGGGCAUCAGGACCAGCUGGCAUGUACCACAAUUACUACCCAUACUAUGCUUCUGCUCAAUAUGCACAAGCUAGUAGUAACCAAGCUCAAGGCUUUGGAGUUCAAUAUCCCCAAAUGGUGCAAUACCCCUAUAUACCUCAGCAUUAUGGCUCUUCAGCUGGGAUUCUGUCACUUCCUUCUUCAGUCCCAAUUACUACUACCAUAUCUACCACCACAGGUGUAACAGCAGCCACUGGGGUAACUGGAGCUUCUGCAACCAAUUCGGAACAUAAUUCCUCGAGUUAAAAGAUAAUUAUCCACAUUGGUAAAUGGGUUAUAGUUGAUCAAGUGCCAAAGUGAAGGGAAAAUGUUAAUAAGGAAACCACAUUCGUCAAAAGGGUGCCUUGCUGCAGGUAUAUCAGCAACCAGAAGAAUAGAAGAAAAAGGGUACCGAAGUCUGCAUUUCUGAGAAGCUUGCUUGCUCCACUAACAUCAUCAUCAUCAUUGUCUUCAAUCAUCAUCAUACAUGUUCUGGUCAAUUAGGUGAAAUAGGGAAUCAGUUCUUUUAAGUAGUUGUUAGCACUCAUUAGAGAAGAAUUUUAAGGAUCAUAUGACUUAUUCAUGAAUUGUCUGGCAUGGCAUGGAGGUAGAAGCUAAAUAUUGGCUUUGGAUUCUACCUCAGUUACUAAUUUACCAGAUGGUUGUGUCUAGGAUGCAGAGAGCAUCCAAUGACAUAUACCCUCUUGUUUAUAUUGGUAAAGUGAAGGGAUGAAAAAGAUUGAUUUUUUAUCUUUGAAUCCCAGUUUGGUCAAAGCUAGGAGAGCUUGGCCAAUUUAACUUGUAAUUUUUUUGUUUAGUCCACUAUUCAUGAUUGAUACUUAUUAAGAUCACAGGAUUAGUUGGAAAAAUAGAAGAUUUGUCUCUUACUUCUCUGUUGGUAGAUGCUUUUACUGUCAU